AUGGGCACCGCGCAUGUGCUCGACGACUACUACCUGGGCAUCACGGCCAUCGUGACCGUGGGGUACCAGCUCUUCUUCUUCGCCAUCGCCUACACCUUUAAAUUCGACAAGCUCACGGACCUCGCCGGCGGCUCCAACUUCGCCGUCCUCGCCAUCCUCACACUCGCGCUGUCGGGCCACCACCACGCGCGCCAGCUCGUCGCCUCCCUCUUUCUCAUCGCCUGGGCGCUGCGCCUCUCGGGCUUCCUCUUCUUCCGCAUCCUGCGCACGGGCUCCGACGACCGCUUCGACGACAAGCGCGACCGCUUCUUCCCCUUCCUCGGCUUCUGGGUCGCCCAGAUGGUCUGGGUCUGGGCCGUCUCCCUGCCCGUCACCGUCCUCAACAGCCCCGCCGUCACCGCCUACCCCCAGCAUGCCUUUGGCACGGGCCGCGACAUCGCCGGCGUCGUGCUCUUCGCGGUGGGCUUCGUCAUGGAGAGCGUCAGCGAUGUGCAAAAGUAUAGGUUCCGCCAGACGCACAAUGGCUCGGACGUGUGCGACAAGGGCUUCUUCUUUGUCUCGCGCCAUCCAAACUACUUUGGCGAGAUACUCAUCCAGUUUUCCAUCUACAUGAUUGCCGUAUCCUCGGCGGCAGACGGUUACGUCGGCGGCCAGGCGUACAAGGCCCUCUACGCCACGAUCCUGGGGCCCUUCUUGCUCACCAUCCUCCUAAUGUUCGUUUCCGGCCUGCCGCUUUCAGAACGCCCCAAGGCCAAGUCCCGCUACGAAAAGGGCACCAACUGGGAGGGCUACAAGCGCUGGCUCGACCGCACCAGCAUCCUCAUUCCCUUCCCGCCACAGCUGUACGAGAGGGUGCCCGUCUUCCUCAAGCGGACCAUCUUCCUCGAAUUCCCCAUGUACGUCUUCGACCCGGCGAAGCACUCCGACGUGAAGCACCCCGGGGGCGCCAACGAAGAUACGCACGAUUCGCAUGACCAGGCGACGAGGAGGAACAGGCAGAGCGGCGAGGAGAGACUUGUCUAG
Messenger RNA from Purpureocillium lilacinum, 1023 nucleotides. RefSeq lists its product as uncharacterized. Gene Ontology annotation, cellular component: membrane. Lineage: Eukaryota; Fungi; Ascomycota; Sordariomycetes; Hypocreales; Ophiocordycipitaceae. The record is from RefSeq and is a predicted model, not a curated record.